This is a messenger RNA of Gavialis gangeticus (Gharial), 4589 nucleotides long. It is a transcript of the gene DSTYK, whose product is annotated as dual serine/threonine and tyrosine protein kinase. The record is from RefSeq and is a predicted model, not a curated record. Gene Ontology annotation, biological process: protein phosphorylation. NCBI's taxonomy places the organism in Eukaryota, Metazoa, Chordata, Crocodylia, Gavialidae. Gene Ontology annotation, molecular function: protein kinase activity; ATP binding. Bases 1 to 2547 code for a protein of 848 amino acids. The transcript is spliced from 13 exons.
AUGUUGCCAUUUUCCGAUGUCAGCGAGUGGCAGUUGAACUUCAUUGCCUUCCCCCGCCAUGAGGAGGAGUAUCUCCAACUGACCGUGAACUGGCACCCCUGUCUUCUAAUCCUUGGUCAGAACUGUAACGCCAAAUGCCAACUACUCAACAUGCUGUUGGGUGAGAAGCUGCUCCCCACCACCAAAAUUGGCAGCGAGGAGAAUUGUAAGAGGCGGCGAAUCCGCUUCACGCAUGGGACACAAACGCGGAUUAGCCUGGCUCUUCCAGGGCAGUACGAACUAGUUCAUAUGUUGGCAGCCCAUCAAGGGCAGUGGGACACGAUACCAGAGGAGGAUUUGGAAAUCCAUGGGGACAGUGAGGAUCCAGCACACCGAAUAGCAGAGCUGGAGGUGACACUGCCUUACUCGCUGCUAAAGGAAGUGGAUAUUGUGGUGGCCCCGUGCCGGGGGUUCCAGUCUGCUGAGGUCACCUUGGGAGAGUAUGUGAACCAUGUUUUGCCUGUUAUCACCUUUGCCAUCAGUGAGGCUGAACUUUCAGCAUCAGAUGAGAAUGAACUGCGGGAAAUCAAGGAAAAGUUCUCUCUACCUGUUUUCUUUUUCAAAGUGCCAGAGUUGGGCGCUGAACUCAUCUCGCCCAAAAAGGUUGAGAAUGAGAAGUCCUCCCUCUACUGCCAGCUAAUGGACCUUGAAUACCUGAGUAUCAACCACUGCAGCUGUGGAGCACCCACUUCUGAUGCCAAAGCCCAGAGCAUGCUGGUAGAACAAUCUGAGAAGCUGCGUCUCCUGAGUGUCUUCUCCAGGCAGGUGCUGCAAAAACAUCUGGUAGAUGCAGCCACCCUCCUGAACCUGGUGCACAGCCGUUGCCUGGACAUCUUCAUCAAUCAGGCUUUUGAUAUGCAACGAGACCUGCAAAUCACUCCAAAGAGGUUGGAGUACACUCGCAAGAAGGAGAACGAGCUGUUUGAGUCUCUAAUGGGCAUUGCCAACCGCAAGCAGGAGGAGAUGAAGGAUAUGAUCAUAGAAACUCUAAACAACAUGAAAGAAGAGCUCCUUGAAGAUGCUGCUAAUAUGGAGUUCAAAGACAUUAUAAUUCCUGAGAAUGGAGAGCCUGUUAGUUCCAAGGACAUUAAAUGCUGUAUUAAGCAAAUCCAGGAAUUGAUCAUUUCCCGGCUAAACCAAGCGGUUGCCAACAAACUGAUAAGCUCUGUAGACUACUUGCGUGAAAGCUUUGUAGGGACUCUGGAGAGAUGUCUGAGGAGCCUGGAGAAGUCUCAGGAUGUUUCGGUUCACAUCACAAGCAAUUAUCUCAAACAGAUACUAAACGCAGCCUAUCAUGUUGAAGUCACUUUUCAUUCUGGCUCAACAGUUACCAGGAUGCUGUGGGAACAGAUCAAACAGAUUAUUCAGCGGAUUACAUGGGUGAGCCCACCUGCUAUCACCACAGAGUGGAAGAGGAAAAUAGCUCAAGAUGCUAUUGAGAGUCUCAGUGCUUCCAAGCUGGCCAAGAGUAUCUGCAGCCAAUUUCGAACCAGGCUAAACAGCUCUCAUGAAGCUUUUGCAGCCUCUUUGCGCCAGCUAGAGGCUGGCCACUCGGGCAGACUGGAGAAAACAGAAGACCUUUGGUUGAAGGUGCGGAAGGACCAUGCCCCAAGACUAGCACGCCUCUCGCUCGAGAGCAGGUCCCUGCAGGAUGUGUUGUUACAUGGCAAACCAAAGCUAGGCCGUGAGCUGGGCCGAGGGCAGUAUGGAGUGGUGUAUUUGUGUGAUACCUGGGGGGGGCAUUUCCCCUGUGCACUCAAAUCGGUGGUCCCUCCAGAUGAGAAGCACUGGAAUGAUCUUGCACUUGAGUUUCACUAUAUGAGGUCUCUACCAAAGCAUGAGCGGCUGGUAGACCUCCAUGGAUCUGUGAUAGAUUAUGGCUAUGGGGGAGGCUCCAGCAUUGCUGUCCUCCUGAUAAUGGAGCGGUUGCACAGAGACCUCUAUACAGGACUAAAGGCUGGCUUAGAGUUAGAGCCACGACUGCAGAUUGCCCUGGAUGUAGUCGAAGGGAUCCGGUUUCUUCAUAGGCAGGGGCUUGUUCAUCGGGACAUCAAACUGAAAAACGUAUUGCUUGACAAAAAGAACCGAGCCAAAAUCACAGACCUAGGAUUCUGCAAGCCUGAAGCCAUGAUGUCUGGCAGUAUUGUGGGGACACCCAUCCAUAUGGCCCCUGAGCUCUUCACAGGGAAAUACGAUAACUCGGUGGAUGUUUAUGCAUUUGGUAUCCUGUUUUGGUACCUCUGUUCGGGCCAUGUGAAAUUACCUGAGGCCUUUGAAAGGUGUGCGAGCAAAGAUCAUCUUUGGAACAAUGUUAAAAGAGGAGUACGCCCUGAGCGCCUCCCUGUAUUUGAUGAGGAAUGCUGGCAGCUGAUGGAAGCUUGCUGGGAUGGAGACCCUUCCCAGCGUCCCCUCCUGGGCAUUGUCCAGCCUAUGCUGCAGGGGAUCAUGGACAGACUCUGCAAUUCCAGCUCGGAGCAGUCUAACAAAGGGCUGGAUGAUUCUACUUGAAGGAAUCCUGAGAGAGCUGUUUUAUUAUGGGAGGACUCUGACCCUUAUUUGCAGGUGGCUUCUUAAGAAGUAGCUCUUUCUGGGUAACAGGAGUUGGGUGGGAGAUGUCAACCAAAAGACUGCUCUCAAAGGUGAGAGACUUCUGGACAUGCCAUUUUGGGUGGUAGCCAGACAAAUUCCACUCUAGUACGCACUAUUAAUGCAAGUUACCCUGCUCUCACCCCUACUUUUUUUAUUUCAAAGAUGAGUAAAUAAAUAAAAGAUGGAGAACGUAAGCCUCUUGGACUGAAAGGGAUCUCUGCUAAUCCCCUCAAGACUGAAAAGAGAAGCAUCUCGGGCUUCAGGUAGCAGCUGAAUUGCAAGGAACUGCAGUUCUUACUUGGUGGCAGCAGAUUUAAACAAUGUCCAUCUCUUUCCUCCCCUGUAUGCUGCUAGCUGUGGUUGGCCUUUAGUCUCUCUGCCUACUUCCCUCAUCUGUGUAGUUUGGAUGUAUGGGGGGGAUAAACUACCUUGUUGGGGGAGAGGGCUUAUAAUAGAUGAGGAGGAGCGUCUCUGUAUUAGCUUCUAACACUUGGCAUGUUUACAUUUGACAGGAUCCAAGAAUCCAUAUCUACCUAAUGGGGGAGUUUCCACUGUUACACAGCAGUGAAAAUACCCCGAGUCAUAAGCUAUCUGACAAGUUUCACUCCCCUCCUUUUUCGUUUUGUUUUGCUGUUACCCCAAAACUCCUUUUUGUAAACUGAAUUCUUGCUUAUGGUAACUUUUUUGCUUAAUAGUGGUUCUUGAAGUCUCUGAAAGGGCCUGGGUUUUCUUCUACAGUCUUUUGGCAAGACAGCUGAGAUCAUUCAGAGAAAUUGCACGUGAUAUUCUAGAAACACAAAAAGGUCAUUAGUAACUAAUGACUGCUAUCCAAACCCACUGGGAAAAUACCAGUUUGUGGCUUUUAAUUAAAAUGCUUCUCUUUGCUUUGAACCAAGCGUAAAAGCAACAACAGUUUUAAAUUCUGCUAUACUAUUGAGAGACAUUUUAAAUAAGGUUUCUUCAACUUUUUAAGUCCAUUAGCUUGGUGAAAGAGUAUCCAAGGGAAAAUGGGUCUGUUGUCCUUCAGUGACUGUGCCUGGCUGGUUGUCAGUUCCUCUGUCUCUCUUCACUUUGGGAUUUGCAAUUCGGCUGUGUUAGGGGCCUCAUUCGGGGAGAGCAUGGCAUAGGACAGGCCUCCCCCCUGAAAUGGUUUCCUUCUGAAAGCACACAUGCGCACACCUUUUGCCACAAGGAUUCAUUUGCAUUUCUUGGGCAAGUUUGGUCUUUAAUUUUGAAGUAGCUAUGAGGGAGGGGGCUAAAAUGGAGAAUGCACCUUGGUAUAAUAUGUGAGGAAGCUGAUUAGUUGGUAGUUUGUCCCUGGACACAUCUGCACCCUCCCAUUGCAAGGGAUGGGAAUGCAGUAGCUUCAUUUUUAAUAGGAAAGCUAGCAUGCCUUGUGUAAAAUCAUGCAGGCAUGUGAAAUAAUUACACCUUGCUGCUGGAAUUUUACUGGGCGGUACAAAGCAAAACCUGUUGCCUGUUAAACAGCUUGAACAAAGUAAAGGGAUAGAUAAUCCUGCAGUGGUACUCAACAGCCUAGUUUAACCCUUUUUCUGUGUGCAAUAAAACUGAAAUAAUACUUUUUUUUUAAAAAAAAAAAAAGACUGUUUUUGACUUAACUACACACAGUGGGCAUUCUCUGGUCUGUGGUGGCAUAAAAGCUGGAUGGCUCCAUACAGAUUGCAGCUUCUACAGUAACUUGAACUGAAAUGAGUGGCAACUGCAAAUCACAUAUGUAAAGAGAACGGAUCUCUUUUUUUCCCUCAAAAUAGGAAUAUUGCUAGAAACUUGUGUUGCUUUGGUGCAUAUUUAUGCCACCAGUGAUUUGAUUUUUUUUUUUUUAGCAGUAUUAGUUGGAUAUCUGUUUACUGUGUGCUCAGGUGACUAAUAACCUUACUUUCAAACUGGGAGAGUUUCCAGGUCAGUCUCUUGCAACUAUAGAAAUAGUUUGUGCUUAAAAA